This is a messenger RNA of Amborella trichopoda, 1055 nucleotides long. RefSeq names its product Photosystem II reaction center PsbP family protein. Lineage: Eukaryota; Viridiplantae; Streptophyta; Magnoliopsida; Amborellales; Amborellaceae. The record is from RefSeq and is a predicted model, not a curated record. Gene Ontology annotation, molecular function: calcium ion binding. Gene Ontology annotation, cellular component: extrinsic component of membrane; photosystem II oxygen evolving complex; photosystem II. Gene Ontology annotation, biological process: photosynthesis.
UCUCAUCCAAACCCACGUUGCCGGAAAUUCCAAAUUCUUGCCGGAAAGUCAUGACCCAACAAAAAUUUCCAGCCACUCACCCAGCGGAAUUUCCAAAAUACGGUCAGAAGAUCAUUAGGCAACAGCAAUUUUUAGGUGAGGACCAAAAGACGCCUGCAGAGAAGUUCGCACCCCUCGCUGCUGUUUUCAGGCGCCGGCUGGUUGUUGGGAUUGCAUCGGCUUCGUUGGUUGCAUUUGGUGCCAAUUUUGGGGGAAUUAUGAGUUCGGUGCUCGGAUUAUCUCCUGAAAGUGGCCGGAAUCUUAAACUGGAUGUGAUUUAUCCCAUUGAUGGUUAUUCUAGAUGCUACGAGCCCUCUAAGGGCUUUGAAUUUAUUUAUCCGUCAAGCUGGGUCGGAGAUCGAAGAUUAUUAUAUAGAGCAGUCGAAAGGGCAGAAUUGGAAAGAUCACUCGACCCCCCACCUGUUGACGAUAGCCUCCCGCCCCGCAAUUUCACAGAGCCGGUCGUCGCAUUUGGACCACCAGGAUCAAGUGGCGAGCUCAACGUCAGCGUCAUCGUCUCUCCAGUCCCUUCCAAUUUCUCAAUCGAAGACUUUGGUGGUGAAAAGGAGAUUGCUGAGAAAAUAGUUAAAAAGAUCACCGGCAAACGCUCAGAUAUCACAGCAACCGUGUUCGAUUCAAAGGCAACUCAAGAUCCCAUGAGCAGAAUCAAUUACUAUAACUUGGAGUUUAAAGUCGAAAGUCCUUCAUUUUGCAGGCACAACGUUGCGGUUUUUGCGGCAAAAAAUGGCCGGCUGUUCACGAUAAAUGCACAAACACCAGAGGCAAAGUGGCCUAAAGUGCAACAAGGGUUCUACAAAAUUGCAGAUUCGUUUAGCUUGAUUUCUUGACCGAGGACUAACUAGGUCUUAAAAUAAAAGGAAAACUGCAUCCUCAUUCACAGGUUUUGUAUAAAGAUAUAAGCAAGGAAAAUUGUUUCAUGCAGACUGGAUCACGUUUCUAGAAUAUGCAGAGGUAUAAAGAUGGAUGCAAAUAGAUGGUCCAUCUAAAAACAAGUG